Molecule: messenger RNA, 1437 nt
Organism: Ectocarpus sp. CCAP 1310/34
Lineage: Eukaryota; Phaeophyceae; Ectocarpales; Ectocarpaceae
Source: the annotation of a GenBank genome assembly
AUGGCUGACCGUGACGAUGAUGACGAAGAGACGAGGGAGAUCGUGGACGUCAUAGACAACAUACGGGAAGAGGAGCGUCAGAGGAAGUCAGAGAGCGCUGAGGAAGAUGAACCCACGGUUGACACCAAGGUUCUCAAGGAGUGUUCAGAACACGCUGAGUUUGUGAUGCCCUUGGCACAGAAACUCAGCGACACGAACUGCUUGGGAGCUACGAUUUUGUCGUGGUGGGAUUUCCUUGUGGGGCUCCUGCGCGAUAGUGUUGGCAAGGCCCCUGACUCUCGGCGGGUAGCUGCCUUCUCGAGCCAGCGGAGGCUGGUUCGCCCUCGCAUGAUGCAAGAGUUUCUGAGGGACGACCGGACUUAUGCAACUGCCGUCACGCUAGUGGAACAUGAGGAUGAAGCGGUGCGGCGACUCGGUAUCGUGUUCAAUCUUGUUGACAAGGCCACGUGGCAAUUCUUGGCGGACGAGAUCACCAAGGUGAACAUAUUGAGGGUGGAGUACCCUACUACCCGGUACGAGUUGGACCAGGAUCGGCGUGAAGUAGUGUAUUUCCUGUCCGGGUGGCUGUUGAGCAGCGCCCUCUCUCAUGUGACGAGUCACAAGAGGGAUGGUCCAGCGUUCACAAGUUUUGUCAAUAGUCACCAGUAUGAGGAUGCCGCCCAGUUUGUGAAGGUGCAUCCCGGGCUGAAAGGGUUGGAAAGGGAGGUGGACAGGAGAAACGUUAAAUGGCGAGGUCUUAGUCUCAUCUUUGCCGACGCAUCGUUCUUCGAGUUCGUGUACACGCUGGAGGACGGGUACCUUCACGCGCUCAAGCAACCGGCGCUGUUUGCCACAUACCAAGGUGACCUUCCCGCCAAGAUAUUGGAGGUCGUGUCUAGCGCCACGCCGGUGAAGAUGGCUUUUCGCCGCUGCGUAGAUUCUAUUCGGAAGGAAGCCGGGAAGGGUGUAGUCAUGCGUAGCUAUGGUGUGCUUUUCGACUUUUUCUUACUGAAGUGGCACAACAUGCGCAUGGCCGACUACGCGAAGAAAUUGUCCAACGCUCAAAAAGUUGUGGAGCAGAGGAAGGACAAAAGUGCAGAAAAGGGGGGCGAUAAGGGUGCCUUGAGGGAUCGGCUCAAGUCGAUGGUGAACAAAAAGACCGGGGUUAGGACCGAGACUCGUAAACCAACAACACCGGAGAGACAGAAGCGUGUUGAUCUUGCCGACUCAAUAGGAUUUAGGGACUUCAUGAGGCUCACCAAGGGCGAACUUGCUUCCCGUAUCAAGGCGUGUGGUGGAGUUGUUUCUGGGAGGGAAAGGCAGUAUGACCUCCGGUCUAUGUUGAGGGCGAUAGCGCCGGGCGAAGGUGAGGAUGUAGAUCCGGCGUGCCGCGGAGAGUCCAAGCAGGGUGAGGUAACACAAAUUGCGCUACAGGCUUUCCUUCGGGCUCAGCGUUAG